This is a messenger RNA of Schistocerca cancellata (South American locust), 2829 nucleotides long. RefSeq names its product trophinin-like. Bases 1 to 2829 code for a protein of 942 amino acids. Lineage: Eukaryota; Metazoa; Arthropoda; Insecta; Orthoptera; Acrididae. The record is from RefSeq and is a predicted model, not a curated record. The transcript is spliced from 3 exons.
AUGCUGCCUUCGCACGGAGAGCUCCCUUCGCCACGAGCGCUGCCUUCGCAGGGCGUGCUGCCUUCGCAGGGCGUGCUGCCUUCGCAAAGAGUGCAGCCUUCGCAAGGAGUGCUGCCUUCGCAGGGCGUGCUGCCUUCACAGGGAGUGCUGCCUUCGCACGGAGUUGUGCCUUCGCACGGAGUGCUGCCUUCGCAGGGAUCGCUGUCUUCACAGGUAAUGCUGCCUUUUCAGGGAUUGCUGCCUUCGCAGGGAGUGCCGCCUUUGGUGGGAGUGCUGCCUUCGCACGGAUUGCUGCCUUUGCAGGGAGUACUGCCUUCGCAGGGAGUGCUGCCUUCGCACGGAUUGCUGCCUUCGCAAGGAGUACUGCCUUCGCAGGGAGUGCUGCCAUCGCAUGGCGUGCUGCCUUCGCAAGGAGUGCUGCCUUCGCACGAACUGCUGCCUUCGCAAAGAGUGCUGCCUUUGCAGGGCGUGCUGCCUUCGCAGGGAGUGCAGCCUUCGGCGUGCCGCUUCGCAGGGAGUGCAGCCUUCGCAAGGAGUGCUGCCUUUGCAAGGAGUGCUGCCUUUGCAAGGAGUGGUGCCUACGCAAGGAGUGCUGCAUUCCCAGGGAGUGCUGCCUUCGAAGGGAGUGCGGCCUUUGCAGGGAGUGCUGCCAUUGCCGGGAAUGCUGCCUUCGCAAGGGUUGCUGCCAUCGCAACGAGUGCUGCCUUCGCAGGGCGUGCUGCCUUCGCACGGAGUGCUGCCUUCGCAAGGAGUGCUGCCUUCGCAGGGCGUGCUGCCUUCGCAAGGGGUGCUGCCUUCGCAAGGAGUGCUGCCUUAGCAGGGCGUGCUGCCUUCGCAGGGAGUGCUGCCUUCACACGGAGAGCUGCCUUCGCAAGGAGUGCUGCCUUCGCAGGGCGUGCUGCCUUCGCAGGGCGUGCUGCCUUCACAAGUAGUGCUGCCUUCGCAAGGAGUGCUGCCUUCGCAGGGCGUGCUGCCUUCGCAAGGGGUGCUGCCUUCACAAGGAGUGCUGCCUUAGCAGGGCGUGCUGCCUUCGCAGGGUGUGCUGCCUUCGCAAGGGGUGCUGCCUUCGCAAGAAGUGCUGCCUUCGCAGGGUGUGCUGCCUUCACACGGACUGCUGCCUUCGCACGGAGUGCCGCCUUCGCAGGGCGUACUGCCUUCACAGGGAAUGCAGACUUCGCAAGGAGUGCUGCCUUCACAGGGCGCGCUGCCUUCGCAGGGAGUGCUGCCUUCGCACGGAGUCGUGCCUUCACACGGAGUGCUGCCUUCGCAGGCAGUGCUGCCUUCGCAAGGAGUGCUGCUUUCGCAAGGAGUGAUGCCUUCGCAUGGCGUGCUGCUGUCGCAAGGACUGCUGCCUUCGCAAGGUGUGCUGCCUUCGUAGGGCAUGCUGCGUUUGCAGGGAGUGCAGCCUUCGCAAGGAAUGCUGCCUUCGCCAGGUGUGUUGCCAUCGCAAGGAGUGCUGCAUUUGCAGGGAGUGCUGCCUUUGCAGGGAGUGCUGCCUUCGCACAGAGUGAUGCCUUCGCAGGGAGUGCUGUCUUCGCACAGAGUGAUGCCUUCGCUGGGAGUGCUACCUUCGCAUGGAUUGUACCCUUCGCAGGGAGUGCUGCCUUCGCAUGGAGUGCUGCCUUCACAGGGAGUUCUGCCUUCGCAGGGAGUGCUGCCUUCGCUAGGAGUGCUGCCUUCACAGGGAGUGCUGCCUUCGCUAGGAGUGGUGCCUACGCACGAAGUGUUGCCUUCACACAGAGUGCUGCCUUUGCACGGAGUCGUGCCUUCGCAUGGAGUGCUGCCUUUGCUACGAGUGCUGCCUUUGCAGGGAGUGCUGCCUUCGCACGUAGUGCUGCCUUCGCUAGGAGUGCUGCCUUCGCAUGUAGUGCUGCCUUCGCACGUAGUGCUGCCUUUGCACAGAGUGCUGCCUUCACAAGGAGUGCAGCCUUCAUACGGAGUGCUGCCUUUGCACAGAGUGCACAGGUUGAAGCCUUCACAUGGAGUGGAGCAUUUCCACAGACUGAAGACUUAGCAUGCAGUGCAGCCUUCGCAUGGAGUGCAGCCUUUGCAUGGGGUGCAGCCUUUGCAUGGAGUGCAGGCUACGCAUGGAAUGCAGGCUUCGCAAGGAGUGCUGCCUUCGCAAGGACUGCUGCUUUCGCAAGGGGUGUUGCCUUCGCAAGGUGUGCUUCCUUCGCAAGGAGUGCUGCCUUCGCAAAGAGUGCUGCCUUCGCAAAGAGUGCUAGCUUCGCAAGGAGGGCUGCCUUCGCAAGGAGUGCUGCCUUCGCAAAGAGUGCUGCCUUCGCUAGGAGUGCUGCCUUCGCUAGGAGUGCUGCCUUCGCAGGGAGUGCUGCCUUCGCAGGGAGUGCUGCCUUCGCACAUAGUGCUGCCUUCGCUAGGAGUGCUGCCUUCGCACGUUGUGCUGCCUUCGCACGUAGUGCUGUCUUUGCACAGAGUGCUGCCUUCACAAGGAGUGCAGCUUUCGUACGGAGUGCUGCCUUUGCACAGAGUGCUGCCUUUGCACAGAGUGCUGCCUUCUCACAGAGUGCUGCCUUCGCACGGAGUUUUGCCUUUGCACAGAGUGCUGCCUUCGCAAGGAGUGCUGCCUUCGCAAGGAGUGCUGCCUUCGCAGGGAAUGCUGCCUUCGCAAGGGCUGGUGCCUUCGCAAGGAGUGCAGCCUUCGCAAGGAGUGCAGCCUUCGCAAGGAGGGCUGCCUUCGCAAGGAGGGCUGCGUUUGCAGGGAGUCUAGCCUUUGCAAGAAGUGCUGCCUUCCAAAGAGUGCUGUCUUCACAAGGAGUGCUGCCUUCGCAAGGAGUGCUGCCUUCAAAAGAAGUGCUGCCUUCGCAAUGA